Molecule: messenger RNA, 4387 nt
Organism: Micropterus salmoides (largemouth bass)
Lineage: Eukaryota; Metazoa; Chordata; Actinopteri; Centrarchiformes; Centrarchidae
Gene: ssbp4
Product: single stranded DNA binding protein 4
Exons: 17
Coding region: 100-1269 (389 amino acids)
Biological process (GO): positive regulation of transcription by RNA polymerase II
Cellular component (GO): nucleus
Molecular function (GO): single-stranded DNA binding; protein binding
Source: RefSeq, a predicted model, not a curated record
UAAAAACACUAAAGGGGUAGCUAUGGAGAUGGAGCGUUUUCCUGGCUGCUUUCUUUGACAGGUGUUGAGUGGGGCAAAAGUCUUAAAACAGAAUCCAGCAUGUACGCCAAAGGUAAAGGAGCUGUCGUCCCUUCCGAUAGCCAAGCGAGAGAAAAGUUAGCUUUAUAUGUGUACGAGUACUUGCUGCACGUCGGGGCACAGAAAUCAGCACAGACCUUCCUGUCAGAGAUCCGAUGGGAGAAGAACAUCACACUUGGGGAACCUCCAGGAUUUUUACACUCAUGGUGGUGUGUAUUCUGGGAUCUGUACUGCGCCGCCCCGGACCGGAGGGAGACAUGUGAACAUUCCAGCGAGGCCAAGGCUUUCCAUGACUAUAGUGCGGCCGCUGCUCCCAGUCCAGUGAUGGGCAACAUGCCACCCAACGAUGGUAUGCCAGGAGGACCCAUGCCCCCGGGCUUCUUUCAAGGUCCUCCAGGAUCUCAGCCUUCCCCUCAUACGCAGCCUCCCCCACACAACCCCAGUAAUCCCAUGAUGGGACCUCACGGACAGCCAUUCAUGUCUCCAAGGUACCCAGGUGGCCCGAGGCCCUCCCUCCGUAUGCCAAAUCAGCCUCCUGGGAGCAUCCCCGGGUCACAGCCCCUCUUGCCAAACAGCCUGGACCCCACCAGACCUCAAGGUAUUGACAAAGGACAUCCAAACAUGGGAGGUCCAAUGAGAAUGAAUCCUCCUCGGGGCAUGGGGGGCAUGGGCCCACAGAACUACGGCGGAGGGAUGAGGCCUCCUCCAAACUCCAUGGGGCCAGGGAUGCCGGGCAUGAACAUGGGUCCUGGUGGAAGAGGUCCAUGGCCGAACCCCAACACCAACUCAAUAGCUUAUUCAUCUUCAUCUCCAGGCAACUAUGUGGGCCCUCCAGGGGGAGGCGGCCCACCAGGAACUCCUAUCAUGCCUAGCCCCGGAGAUUCAACAAACUCAAGUGAAAACAUCUACACAAUGAUGAACCCCAUUGGCCCUGGUGGAAAUAGACCUAAUUUCCCAAUGGGACCGGGUCCCGAUGGACCCAUGGGUGGAAUGGGUGCUAUGGAGCAGCAUCAUAUGAACGGAUCACUAGGCUCUGGUGACAUGGAUGGGUUGCCAAAGAAUUCUCCCAACAACAUGGCAGGCAUGAACAAUCCUCCCGGCACUCCGCGGGAUGACGGCGAGAUGGCAGGCAACUUUUUAAACCCAUUCCAAAGUGAAAGUUAUUCACCCAACAUGACGAUGAGUGUGUGAUUUUUUUAUUUUAUUUUAUCUUUUAUUUUAUUUUAUUUCUUUUUCAUCUUCCCUUAUCCCAACUCCCUGUCCCAUCCACCCUGGUGCGUCUUGCAUUACCCUCCUCCCUUCCUACCUCCUCCUCCUCGUGGACGGUGUGCUGUGCCACACAGCCCCUGGGGAUGCCCCUGGAAAGCAGGACUCCCCUCAACGCCUGUAAAAUGGGUGUAAGAACAUGAAAAGGCCUCCAAGCAACAGGAAGAGUCUCUUCUUCACUUCUCCUCGCCUGCCGGGCCUGAACAUGGGCCCUAGGACAGUAAGAGCCAGAAACUGCUCCAAGCCUGUCUCCCCCAAACCCAAAACCUGCCCUCAUGGGUGGCAUUCAAGUCCAAUCAAGAUGCCCCUCUGCAUCAACCACCACUCCAUUAUAUCAUGCUGAUCAUAACUUAUGUGGGCAUGCAGUUGUUGACUGACAGGGGCUGAAAACUCUCAUUCAGAAACUCUGCUACUGUGGGAGAAUGAUUUAAAAAAAGAAAAGACAAAAAAAGAUGAACUGAUAAUGUUAUUUUAGGCAAGAAUGGUUUCAUUAAAUGUUUGUAUUUUUUUGUUGUUGAUGGUGAUAUUAUUGUUAUAAUUUUCAUAAUUGAUAUUAUUCUACUAAUGAUUUCCUGUAAAGGGCACAUUUUAUCUCAGCAGCAGCAUCAACAAUGACAGAAUAAGCACACACUUGGAAAAAUGCACAAUGAUUUUCUGUUUACAUGAUUUUAGCUUAUUUGAUGUUUGUUUUUGUUUGUCAGUCUCACUUCACAUACCUCUCCUUUAAACUUCCUCUGAACUUGUAGCUUGAGUCAUUGCCUUCUAAAUGUUUGUAGCAUCAUUUACAUAAACCUUCAAAGUAAGUGUGAUCGGAAUAAUUGAUUGUCUUUACCGAAUGAAGUAGUUUGAACUGAGGUGUUAGUGUCUAAAACUAUCCAUACAGUUAAAACAGAGGCUUUCUGGUACAAAGUGUCUGAAUGAUCGUAUCUUGUCUUAAUAAGCAUCCCUUCUCACAGUUUUCUAGGUUUAUACUGCGCGGGAACGGCUCAGAUGAAAUCCUGAGAUGAUUGUCAGGACAGGUGCCAGUUCUUAUUCAGUAAUAGACCGAGCGAGAGAACAUCUCUUCUAUGAAUUUGGUCUUGUCUGUAAAUACAACAUAUUUAGCUUGUAUUGUGGUUGUUUUAUUAUCUGUUAUUUACAAGCUGUCUGUGAAUCCUGAAAUGUGGUUCCUUCCCCUUCAUCACUUUGUUUGAUUUCAACCUCACUGUGGACUCCCAAGUGGCACUGUUUUCAUCCCAGGAUUCAUUCUGGUCUCUCGUCAAUGUCUCCUUUUGGACUAGGAGAUACUGUGGGACCUCAGAUUCACUUGUGAGGCCCGCUUUCUCGCUGUGAGUUUGGGUUGAACUCACAGAUCCUUCACAAUCCACUUUCUUAACCCAGACAAGAUGGGCUAAAAUAACCGUCUCCUUGGAGCUCCCAUCGACAGGUUCCCUCAGCAAGUCCCGUAUUUACAGGAUAAUGGAUCCAGAGAUUUGGGAAGCUGUAGCAGCGUGAGUGAUGGGAGCAGAGUGAUGCACCUUGGGGUUAACAGACUGUACAGCCACAUGGGUCUAAAGAAGAGGAACAAUAAUGGGAGACUUUUUAAAUGGAUCUAUUUCCUUUUUUUUUUUUUGUGGAUUGUUUUCAGCAGAUUGUUUUUAUUUUAAAUAUAAUCAACUGAAAAAAAAGCCCAUAGAAUCUGCACACAAAGAAAAGCAUAGAUACAUAUCUCGCUAUUUACUUUGUUUCUUUCUGUAUGUUAUGUACUCUUGGCCUGAUCAGCUCUCUGUCACUGUUUCAAAGGGAUAAGUGAUUUCUUAUGGCAUCACACUGCAGCACUUACGUCCUGGCUGUGUUCAGACCAACAAUAACUAAACAACCAUUGUAGCCUCUAUGGGUGACGGUGAUGUACUUAACAAUUUUCUGAUAUCAAUGUGAACAGAUUGUACCCAGAGAACAGGGACAUCUCCAGCAAUUGGCUAUCGGUGGCCUGGGAAACACUCUUCCCAGUGUUCCUUCAGUGUACUGACACACACCUCCCUUCUUUCCUCCAAAUCCCAUCCCUCACCCCCACUCCCACCUCCACCCCUACCCCUCUUUAAUUUCCUUUUUUGUAAAUACUGUAUAAUGCAUUUUGAUAUCAUUGACAUGUUUUGAUAUGUCAGUCACUACCAAUGAAUACAGCUGAAAGUAAAUUAUAAAUAAAACUGUCCAUGUUUUUCAUAGAGAAUGGAUGCGCUGACUAUUUGGCUCAUGUGGCUAAAUUUCCAUUAAAAUGUAUAGAAUACAGUAACACAAUAAAUGCAGACUGUAUGCUUGUAUGGUUGGGAGGAUAGGACAGAGAGAGGACAGGACAGAGAGAAGCAAACAAGCUGUGGCGUCCUCGCUCUGCCCUUGUCUCCUUAUGUUUCAGUUAAAUGUUACUAUUGGCUUUGAAUAAUCAUUUGAAUACUUUUUUCAAAGGGCAUCUUCUCACGUGACCUCUUAUUGCAGUUUUUAAUAUGAAGGAUUUUUAUCAAUUCAUGAAAACUUUUAAAAAGGUAAAAAUACUUAAGAAAACCUCAUUUUAAAUUAAGAAUAGAUCAAACAUUAACUGUGUCCUUUGCUAUGCGCUCCUGUUAUAGCGUUGUAUAGACUGAAGCUCUCUCACUGAUCCUCUCUCAGUCCUCUGUGUAUAUCGAUUGUUGGCCAUCGCUGUACUUCUAUUGUGAUGUAUAAUACUGUACCAUUAGGAAGAUUUGCUGGUCAGGUGGGGUGGGUAUGUGGAGAGGGAUGGGGAUUAAAGGGAGGGGAUAUGAAUGAUUCUCCUGUACCGUUCAUGGUCCUUUCUGAUGACACGGCAGUAUUCAAUAUGAAGCAGUCUGUCUCUUGGGUUUGCUUUGUAUUUACAUGGUAGGGUAGUUAAGAAACUUGUCUUAGGGACUUAGGUGUCUUGUGUAGGUAAUAAAGAUGUUCUUUGUAUGUUUCUUUAUAUUGUAAAGUUUCUUUAGACUGAAAGAAAAACAGAUAAUUUGCUUAUCUAAAAAGAAACAAUGCAUCAAUAAUAAAUGUCAUUUGAUUUUUC